Fusarium venenatum is the source of this 1710-nucleotide messenger RNA. The record is from RefSeq and is a predicted model, not a curated record. Lineage: Eukaryota; Fungi; Ascomycota; Sordariomycetes; Hypocreales; Nectriaceae.
AUGGAAGAAAACUUGAUGACGCGUCUUCCUAAUGCAACGGCCCCCCAAGUCUCAGAACCCAUUGCCAAUAAGCUAGCAAAGAAAAGUUCUGGUCCAAAGACAAGGUCAUUGAAUCUAUGGCCAAAUGGCGAUGUCAUGUUGACAUGGCAUGUCUUCAGGCAUGCUAUCGCCAGAUGUGGCCAACAUCGACGCUGGGAGCCGUAUCGACAUGAGCUGUCACCCAGCCGCGACUUGACCGCGCCAAUACCUGGCCCAAGCCCCUCAAUAAAGGCGGAGUUUGUUCGUUCUGAUACAACAGCAGAUAAAGUCUAUUCCGACACUAUAAUGUCAAAUGAUAUAAUGGCUGAUGCUCCGACUCCAGGAUUACCAGAGCUCUCUCUUAUCCAAAACUAUGUUGUCAACAUACACAGCAAGUCGCCAAUCUUAGAUCUCGAAUUCUUAAGAAAGCUAGAAGAUGAAUUACUGAAGGACAGCGAGCUUCAAUAUUGGCCGACUCGUAGGGAUCUGCCAGCAGGACUAGAGCCUCCAGAUAUGGCAAUUCUCUUACUAGUACUUGCAUUAGGUGCAGUUGUUACUGGCGAGUUACUAUAUGUGGAUCUUGAAGCCAUGGAGAGCCUGGUCAUAUGUGGAAACAACAGCUGCAAAGGCCGAGACAAUAUUACUCAGGAUUUAUGGAACAGAUAUCCGGGCAUCCUCGAAGAAAAGCUCAGCCACAGAGUACUUUGGGCAGUUGCCAAGAUGCAACUGGAGCUCACCGAAGAGAUCUAUCCACAUCUUGGAUUGUUGAAACAAGGUAAACUUGGACAACUUAUCCAAAGCACGCCGAUUCCGCCGAUUCCGCCGCCUCCGCCGCAACCUUUCGAAUGGCCCAGCAUAGGCUCUCAGCUUGACACUGAUACUUGGUAUUACUACCUAGCUGAGACUUCAAGUCGACGAUUGGUCGAACGCAUAAAAGCCGAACUGUAUAACGGUGACAACAGCGAUUCUGGGGACAUAACAAACAUAGCUGCUAGUUAUCCUCUGGCUUGCGAGCUUGAGCGUCAGAUUAACGAAUGGAUGAGCUCCCUCCCGGCCGAUUUCAGAGGUACCUCACAACUUCUAUCAGAAAACUCCCUGGCAACAGCGUUCAAUCUCGAGCAAGCCAUCAAACAGCGCAUGCGCAAAGUUCUCGUCGACCGGCAGGGACAGCUUUUGAUGCUGGUCUUCCGUCCUUUCCUAGCCGCUCUCGCAGACACCGAACCUGACACUAAUCGAUCAAUGACCGGUAACGAUGACAGUGCUUUGUUAAAGGGUACAGCAAGAUAUCUUUACUUCGCAAUCAGGUUCCUUGUCCAGCAAAACGAACAACCUGUGCGACACUACGGAUGCUGGCUACUGGCGAGAAACAUCUGGUCAACAGCCUUGUCCCUUAUUGCAGCUUGUUAUAUCCCAGCUGUGGUACGCUACAUGGAUUCGGAAGAUAUGAAUGACCAGAGUAUUGACAGCGUUAUGUCUUUGAGUCCCAUGUUCCAUGGGUCCUUCGCAGUCGUGUCACAAGGCACCUUUGUUCAGAAGUCUUUGGCUGCCUGUAAAGAUGCUUAUCGUCUUUUAAAACUGUGGGAUGGUGAGAGUAAAAGUUUGUCAUUUUGCGCAAGUCAACUGUCAACCUUGAUUGCGGAAACCCAAUGGUAUGAUGCCAGGAUGAGGUCAAGCAAUCCCCUUCCUCAAUAG